Tupaia belangeri chinensis (Chinese tree shrew) is the source of this 862-nucleotide messenger RNA. It is a transcript of the gene PNMT, whose product is annotated as phenylethanolamine N-methyltransferase. The record is from RefSeq and is a predicted model, not a curated record. The transcript is spliced from 3 exons. Lineage: Eukaryota; Metazoa; Chordata; Mammalia; Scandentia; Tupaiidae. The annotation marks the transcript as partial. Gene Ontology annotation, molecular function: phenylethanolamine N-methyltransferase activity. Gene Ontology annotation, cellular component: cytosol.
GUCGCCUCGGCCUACCAGCGCUUCGAGCCCCGCGCCUACCUCCGCAACAACUACGCGCCCCCUCGCGGGGACCUGAGCAGCCCGGAUGGCGUCGGGCCUUGGAAGCUGCGCUGCUUGGCGCAGACCUUCGCCACCGGUGAGGUAUCAGGGAGCACCCUCAUCGACAUUGGUUCAGGCCCCACUGUCUACCAGCUGCUUAGCGCCUGCGCCCACUUUGAAGACAUCACCAUGACCGACUUCUUGGAGGUCAACCGCCAGGAGCUGGGGCUCUGGCUGCGGGAGGAGCCGGGAGCCUUCGACUGGAGCGUGUACAGCCAGCAUGUCUGCCUCAUUGAGGGCAAGGGUGAGACCUGGCAGGAGAAGGAGCGCCAGCUGCGAGGCCGGGUGAAGCGGGUCCUGCCCAUCGACGUGCACCAGCCCCAGCCUCUGGGCGCCGGGAACCUGGCGCCCCUGCCUGUCGACGCCCUGGUCUCUGCCUUCUGCCUGGAGGCCGUGAGCCCAGACCUCGCCAGCUUCCGGCGGGCAUUGGGCCACAUCACCACUCUGCUGAAGGCUGGGGGGCACCUCCUUCUCAUCGGGGCCCUGGAGGAGUCAUGGUAUCUGGCUGGGGAGGCCAAGCUGGAGGUGGUGCCGGUGUGUGAGGAGGAGGUGAGGGAGGCCCUGGUGCACAGUGGGUAUGAGGUUCGGGACCUGCGCACCUACAUCAUGCCCGCACACCUCCGGACAGGUGUGGACGAUGUCAAAGGCAUCUUCUUUGCCUGGGCCCAGAAGAAGGUGGAGCUGGGGGUGUGAGGGCCUGUGUCCUGUGACCCUCACCAUCAGACUGCCUGUCAUCUGAGGCAGCUCCUAAUAAAUAUUACCC